AUAUAUGUGCAACCUGACUGCGGUCUAUAUCGGUCGAUUCUAAGGACAUUGUCCAGUCUCUGAACUCCCCCGCGAAACGGUCAGUAAUGUCGCGACCGUACUCAACGAACGACCACAACAUUUACUUUUCUCGAUCUUCCACGACUAGCAAAACGGCCGAUCCAGCACGAGUUUCGCACAGGAAACCACGCUUGAAAGGCGAAAUGCGUCGCAUAAAUUAAUUUGUCUUCGAUCGAUUCACGAUGUCCGCCGUGCAAUCGUGCGUCUGAAAAAAUUAGAAGGAUGCCAGCCGGUAUUUCGGCUCUGGCGCCGUCGACGGACGCGGGAUCUUUCGAUCAUGAAGCGAAAAAUCCGCCGGCCUUCACGAUCCUACAGAAGGAUGGUCUGGAUUCGAGUCUGCCGCUCUUGCACAUCAACGAGGACGAUGGAAUGAAUCUACCACGACUCACUACCAAUCUCAAGAACAUGAAAAAUACGAUGAAAAAUGAUCUCUACAAUUGUAGGCGCAUCAGCAAAUCCAACGAGCAUCUGCUUCUGGCUAAUCUACAAUCGAAUCAAACCAAUCCUCUGAAAAAGAAGCACCACAGCAAGAGUCAAGAUGGCUUAAACGAGGAAAGACCGCCUAUAAUUAAACCCAGCAUCAUCCUAUCCACGGAGGAUUUUAACGAAAUACUCAACGCAAAAUUAAAGAAGAUACAGGAACAAACUGAGGCCGAACAAGGUCACAAAUCGCCCAAGAAAUCUAUUUCGCCGCAGAAAAAGCCAUUUAUCACAACCGUAAAGACAGGAGAAUUUCUAAUGCCUCCACCGGAAGUGGCGGCCCUACUCGGUAUCGCGCCCAGCGGAAACGACGAGGAGGCGACGGACGGAUGCCCGGUUAAGGGCAGAUUCAAAUCGUUAAUGUCGCUGACCAAGAGACCGGAGGUACGUCACAGUAGUCACAACGCCAGAUGUCCGGCUGCCCUCAAGGCUACCGUGGACUUCUCUCUCGGCAUGAUGAACGCCACUGCCAUCGCCACGGCCUCGACCUUAGACGAGCGGGCGAGAAGAUACAAGAGGAGUGAACCGCCCAGAUUUCCGCAGACGCCGCGAGCUUUACCAAAAAAGUUGGCACCGAUCGAGGGCAUGAUGAAUAUGCUGCCAAGACUCCGCGGGGAACAAUCGAUUCCUUUCGGAAACAUCAUGUUUGAUCGUCGCGUGGCUCGCGGAACUACAUGCGCUCCCGUUCCUGCUCUAAUCGAUGGGGAACAAUCGAUAGCAGCAAGGCAUGCGGAAGCAAGACGAAGACACUUGGUGAGGAAACGUGCUCAGAUGCAAGCUUGCAAAGCAUUCGUUGCGAGGAAGGGUUCACCUCCUCCGGUUCCUGGGAGAAAGCACGAACCAGUGCAAACCGAAAUCUUUCUCGAGGAGCUGAUCGAAAAGCCGGAUGAAUCCGAAGUAGCCACACAAACCGAUUACUUUUUAGAAAAACCGGAACUACCAAGUUAUUGUCCCGACAAGAUUGGUCAAGACGCUUGGACUCAAAUCGAACCAGGAGAGCUAUUUAAUUUUGACAUUGAAGUUCAACCAAUUCUCGAAGUAUUAGUAGGCAAGACUGUCGAACAAGCUUUAAUCGAGGUUUUAGAAGAAGAGGAAAUCGCUUCUCUCAAGGAACAGCAGAGAAGAUUCCACGAAUUGUAUGCUGCUGAGAAAGCUGAAGAGCAACGAUUGGCGGAAGAGGAGAGGAGACGUAGAGAAGAAAAGGAUCGAUACAUGAAACAACAGGAAAAAGAAAUGAAGGCUCAGCAGGAAACCGAGGAACGAGUUGCGGCGGCUGUAUUGUUAACGGGAUACAUUGCUGAACUUUUACCCGCAGUUCUGGAAGGCUUGAAAAUGUCUGGCUACUUAUUGGACGAAAUCAAGGCCGAUGUUGAAGAAGGUUUCAUGCCGUGGUUGAUGAAGGAAGUUAAAAAGGAGAUGGGCAACAUGAUCGAAAGCAGAGAAUUGUUAAUGGAAAUUAUUCGAGAAAUUUUAGAAAAUCGCGCACAGACAUACAGGCAACUCGGUGAAGAAUAUGAUAUUUCAAAGGAAAAAAGACUAAUAAAAAUGGAUGAAUUAGAAGGAGGUGGAACUGACAGCAAUUUCGUGAAUUAUGAAUCUACGAUGGAAAAUUAUAACAUAAUUUAACGUGUCUAGACUGACUUGGAAAUCCAUGAUGCUGCACUAGAGAUUUCAAGACAUUUUAAGAAACUGAUUACAUUUCAAGAUGUAAUUUAUGGUUUGUUGGAGCCAAUCCAAAGAUAUCUCUUUCCAAAACUUUAGUAUAUAUUAAAUAAAUAAAAAUAUAAAAAAAUUUAAGCAAAGCAUAUUUUUCUUAUCAAGUAUUAUUCUCGCUUAUUAAAUUAGAAUAUUUUUUAAUGAUCUUGCGAGAUUUCAAGAUAAAAGCAUCCUAAUCGGUAUUUUAAAAAUCACUGCUAGACUUUAGUAAAUCGAUUUUUAUGGAUUAUCGUUUAAUCCGCAGAUUGAAGAAUUGAAACAGCUGAAGAUAUUUAUCUUACGUCAAAAAUAACAAAUGUGACAUCGUGAAAACAGAACGUGUUCUUGCUAUCACUACUUGGAUUAUUAUUUCAAAUAAUAGAAAUUUUUCGAUACAAAGUACCGAAUGUC
Cataglyphis hispanica is the source of this 2646-nucleotide messenger RNA. It is a transcript of the gene Rsph3, whose product is annotated as radial spoke head protein 3 homolog B. The transcript has 11 exons. Gene Ontology annotation, cellular component: cilium. The record is from RefSeq and is a predicted model, not a curated record. The coding region runs from base 283 to 2166 and encodes 627 amino acids. Lineage: Eukaryota; Metazoa; Arthropoda; Insecta; Hymenoptera; Formicidae.